Glossina fuscipes is the source of this 2097-nucleotide messenger RNA. Its product is annotated as beta-galactosidase. Lineage: Eukaryota; Metazoa; Arthropoda; Insecta; Diptera; Glossinidae. Gene Ontology annotation, biological process: carbohydrate metabolic process. Gene Ontology annotation, cellular component: vacuole. The record is from RefSeq and is a predicted model, not a curated record. Gene Ontology annotation, molecular function: beta-galactosidase activity.
AGCCGCAAUUUUCACAUCUCAGUUGCGUUAACUACUGUUAUGGCGGGGUUUACAACGAUUGUAGUUACAAUCUUGCUUAUUAAUUUAAGCAUAGCUGAAGCAUUAUCUCACCGGCGUUUUACUAUUGAUAACGUGACGAACACCUUUCUUAUGAAUGGAGAACCAUUUCGUUACGUUUCGGGUUCGUUUCAUUAUUUUAGAGCUUUGCCCGAAGUUUGGCAAAAACGUCUAAGAACUAUGCGAGCAAGCGGUUUAAAUGCCAUUGACACUUACAUUGAAUGGUCUUUGCACAAUCCUCAGGAUGGUAUAUACGAAUGGUCGGGCAUAGCAGAUAUUGAAACAUUUAUACAUUUAGCCGAACAGGAGGGUUUCUACAUCAUAUUACGACCUGGUCCUUAUAUAUGUGCUGAAAGAGAUAAUGGAGGUAUCCCGUAUUGGCUGUUCACCAAGUAUCCUAAUAUACAUUUACGUACCAGUGAUUCAAAUUACCUUUAUGAGGUAUCCGUUUGGUACAGCAAAUUAAUGCCUCGCUUACAAAGAUAUUUUUAUGGCAAUGGAGGUCCAAUUAUAAUGGUUCAAAUCGAAAACGAAUACGGAGGAUUUCACGUAUGUGAUCGUGAUUAUUUACUUUGGUUACGUGAUGAAACACAUAAGUACGUGAGAGAUCAAGCUCUAUUAUUCACUACUGAUAUACCAGAUUUAAACAUUAAAUGCGGCAAAAUCGAUGGAGUGUUCGCUACAACUGAUUUUGGUAUAGAUCGAGUCAAAGAAAUUGAAGAUAUUUGGAAUACAUUGAGAUCGGUACAGCCUAAUGGACCUUUAGUGAAUUCCGAAUUUUAUCCGGGUUGGCUAACACAUUGGCAGGAAACAAAUCAAAGACGUGACGCAAAUGCGGUAGCAAAAGCCUUAAGAACAAUUUUGACGUAUAAUGCCAGUGUUAAUCUCUAUAUGUAUUUUGGCGGCACAAAUUUUGGUUUCACAGCUGGUGCAAAUGACUGGGGUUUUGGAAAAUACGCGGCCGAUAUUACUUCUUAUGAUUAUGAUGCGAUAAUGGACGAAGCUGGAGGCGCUACCAAAAAGUUUGUACUUGUGCGUGAUGUCAUUAGUGAGUUUAUGAAUGUACCAAAUACAGAAGUAUUACCUAGCAAAGCUAAAGCUUUUGGUAAUGUGCAAAUGAAACCCAUAAUCAACUUGCUUUCCGUGCUAGUUUUGUAUGAAGCUGAUUUACCUGAACUCGAAAUUGACCCAACUCUGUUAAAAGUGGAUCAGCUAAGAGACCGAGCUUACGUAUAUGUAGACCAGACUUUUCUGACUACUCUUUCUCGAGAAAACAACAUCUACACAGUGCCUAUUAAUAAGAACAAGCGUAAAAAACUUCAAAUAUUGGUUGAAAAUCAAGGUCGCAUUAACUACUAUGUGGCCGAUGAUAUGAAAGGCAUUUUAGGAAAUGUAACCAUACAAAAACAUAAUGGCCAGCUCCAGGUAUUAGAAAAUUGGACACAUACUCAAUUCCCACUGGAAGAAACGCAAAUAAAACACUUAGUGAAAUAUGUUGAAAGUAAACAACGAAACAGCCAUGGAACUGGCUCACUCGAUCAUGGACCUAUAGCAUAUUACGGCGAGUUCAUUGUCGACGACAUCGCUGAUACAUACUUAAACGUCAGAGGAUGGGGCAAAGGCGUCGCCUACGUAAAUGGUUUCAAUUUGGGGCGUUAUUGGCCGUUAGUGGGACCGCAGAUUACACUUUAUGUUCCUGGUGAAAUUUUAAAAAUCGGUAGCAACAAUUUAAUAUUAAUAGAGUAUCAACUCAGUCAAAAAGAAAUUAGUUUAGACUCAAAACCACAAUUAGAUGGUUAAAACCUUUAUAAAAACAAAUUGACCUCUCUAUAAAAAAAUUGCACGACUCUCUUAAAAUGUAUUAGAAUUACGAAAGUAAAACUCUUUUCACAUGUAUCCAUUUUUAGUUCUAAAUGAGCCUCUGAAGAGCCAAUGAGAUGCAAAUGAUUUGACAUAUUUCAUAUAUAAGUGACAAAACUAUAUAAACAUUUGCCUUUGGAAUUCUUGUGAAAUCAUUGAUGUUACAAAUAAAUAGUUAAU